Messenger RNA from Drosophila obscura, 1842 nucleotides. It is a transcript of the gene Elp3, whose product is annotated as elongator complex protein 3. The transcript has 4 exons. The record is from RefSeq and is a predicted model, not a curated record. Gene Ontology annotation, molecular function: iron-sulfur cluster binding; acyltransferase activity, transferring groups other than amino-acyl groups. NCBI's taxonomy places the organism in Eukaryota, Metazoa, Arthropoda, Insecta, Diptera, Drosophilidae. Gene Ontology annotation, cellular component: cytoplasm; nucleus; elongator holoenzyme complex. Bases 88 to 1740 code for a protein of 550 amino acids. Gene Ontology annotation, biological process: tRNA wobble base 5-methoxycarbonylmethyl-2-thiouridinylation.
UAUCGGUGUACGCCGUAUCGAUAAGCAAAACAAAACAAAACAGCUGCAACGUCACACGUGCAAUAUUUACGCGAAAAUCAGACAAAAAUGAAGCCGAAAAAGAAGUUGGGUGUUGGUCUCAGUCGUGAGGAGCGACAGGUGCUUGUUAUCGGGGAAAUAAUACAGGAGCUGCUGGCGGCACACGAUGCCAAAAAGGAUGUCAAUUUGAAUCGCAUGAAGUCGCUUAUAGCGUCCAAAUAUGGACUGGACAGCUCGCCACGAUUGGUGGACAUAAUCGCCGCCGUGCCGCAGGAUGCCAAAAAGAUCCUGCUGCCCAAACUGCGCGCCAAGCCCAUACGUACAGCGAGCGGCAUUGCCGUCGUUGCAGUCAUGUGCAAGCCCCAUCGUUGUCCGCACAUCAAUAUGACCGGCAAUAUUUGCGUCUAUUGUCCGGGCGGACCGGACAGCGACUUUGAGUACUCGACGCAAUCGUAUACGGGCUAUGAGCCCACCUCCAUGCGUGCCAUACGGGCACGUUACGAUCCCUUCGUUCAGACGCGACAUCGCGUCGAACAGCUCAAACAGCUGGGCCACAGCGUGGACAAGGUCGAGUUCAUUGUGAUGGGCGGCACCUUUAUGUGUCUGUCGGAGGAGUAUCGCGACUAUUUCAUACGCAAUCUGCACGACGCUCUGUCCGGUCACAGCAGCGCCAAUGUGGCCGAGGCUGUACGCUACUCGGAGAAAUCUCGCACCAAGUGCAUUGGCAUUACCAUUGAGACACGUCCCGAUUACUGCCUCAAGCGGCAUCUCUCGGACAUGCUCAACUAUGGCUGCACGCGGCUGGAAAUUGGCGUGCAAUCCGUUUACGAAGAUGUGGCCAGAGACACGAAUCGUGGCCAUACGGUGCGGGCUGUGUGCGAAAGUUUUCAACUGGGCAAAGAUGCCGGCUACAAGAUUGUGGCACACAUGAUGCCCGAUCUGCCCAAUGUGGACUUUGAGCGUGACAUUGAGCAGUUUAUCGAGUACUUUGAGAAUCCAGCCUUUCGCUCGGAUGGCCUCAAAAUCUAUCCCACGCUCGUCAUUCGCGGCACCGGACUGUAUGAGCUGUGGAAGACCGGACGCUACAAGUCCUAUCCGCCCUCAAUGCUGGUGGAUCUGGUGGCCAAAAUCCUGGCUCUAGUGCCACCCUGGACGCGCGUCUACCGCGUACAGCGCGACAUUCCCAUGCCGUUGGUUAGCUCUGGUGUGGAGCAUGGCAAUCUGCGAGAGUUGGCGCUGGCUCGCAUGAAGGAUCUGGGCACCACAUGCCGUGAUGUGCGGACCCGCGAGGUGGGCAUCCAGGAGAUACACAACAAAGUUCGACCCUAUGACAUAGAGCUAAUCCGACGCGACUAUGUGGCCAAUGGAGGCUGGGAGACGUUUCUCUCGUACGAGGAUCCCGAACAGGACAUACUCGUGGGUCUGCUGCGGCUGCGUAAAUGUUCGCCGGACACUUUCCGGCCCGAGCUGAAGGGCGACUGUUCCAUUGUGCGGGAAUUGCAUGUCUAUGGCUCCGUAGUGCCGGUGAAUGCGCGCGAUCCCACCAAAUUCCAGCAUCAGGGUUUCGGCAUACUGCUCAUGGAAGAGGCGGAGCGCAUUGCUGUCGAGGAGCAUGGCAGCCGCAAGCUGGCGGUCAUCUCGGGUGUGGGCACACGCAACUACUACCGCAAGAUGGGCUACACGCUGGACGGGCCCUACAUGUCGAAGAUCUUAACGGAUUGAGUUUUUUUAAAUAUUUAUCACGCCGUAGGAGCCGUAGGAUUUCGCUACUUAACACUAUGGGCCUUAUAUACAUAAAUAAUAAAAAAUUAAAAUUUCUUUCCU